AUGGGUGCAAAACCGAAUCAGUCUGCUGUGAUGCCUGUGCGAGAGUGUGAGGUUAAGUUAGAACCGCUUGCAAUUCCAACGUUCGAUGGAACUAUGCAGAAUUGGCUGGCGUUUAAGGACGUUUUUGAAUUGCUUGUCCACAAUACAGACUAUCCUGAGGCCUACAAGUUAGGCAAGUUGCGGCAGGCAGUAAGCGCAAGUGCUGUACCGCUCGUCGGGAGUGUAUAUUCUGGGGGAUACGCUGAUUUAUGGAAGGCGCUUAAAGAACGUUUUGACAAUAGAAGGCAGCUGGCUGAGACUCAUGUGUCACGCUUACUCAAUAUCAAGCCGACAACUGAGGACACAUCAACUGCGUUACUGUUCAUCGUCGACACAGUACAUGAAUCACUACGAGCUUUACAUGUCAUGGGUCUACCAGUGGCCGAAUGGGAUGCUGUGGUCGUACCGAUAAUAGUUUCGAAACUUCCGAUAACUACACAGCGCGAGUGGAACAUGAGCUGUUCACCCACCGAAAUUCCGAGCCUCGAUGAGCUGCUUACGUUUUUGGGUCAGCGGGCUCAUAGCCUCAGCACAACAGUUGUCACAUGGGGCAAUGGGGUUGAAUUUACGUCCAAGAGUCAUCAACGCGCUGGUGGUCCGUCAAGAGCUGUUAGAUCACACGUCGUAUCUGCAGAUGAGGGUAAAUGCACAUACUGCCAAGGUGCACAUCGUAUUAUGAAAUGCGCACGCUUUCUUGUGAUGAAAUACGAAGACAGAAUUACUGCUGCAAAGACUGCAAAGCUUUGUUUUAACUGCCUAAAGCAAGGUCAUUCAGCAAGACAAUGUCCAUCGGGGAAUUGCCGUCACUGUGGUCGUAAGCACAACUCAUUACUUUGCCGCGAAUCAUUAUCUCAGAAUCCAUCAGAGAGCAAAUGCGAAGUUUCGGUGGAAGGAAUCGGAGCUUACUCCUACGCACGUACACGUGGGCGUGUCACACUCACGUUAAAAUCGCUCUAUUCCAAUUUCAGUUUGGAAAUCGUUGCACUUGUCAUGCAGUCAAUUACUAAGGUCAUCCCAACAGUGCAUAUUGACAUGACACGGUGGCAGCAUUUGAAUGGUCUAGAAUUGGCCGAUACGCAGUUCGGCAUUCCUAGCAAUAUCGACAUUCUUAUUGGUGCGGAUGUAUGGGGAAAAGCAGUCGAAGGGGACAUAAGACUCGGUGGCCUCAAUGAGCCACACGCCCAGCGAACCCGCUUCGGCUGGGUUGUCUUCGGUCCAGUGCCAGCAGCGCAGCCAGCAACGCCGCCAACUCUUUCCUUCAGCACCCAGCAAGGCGAAGAGGACGCACGCUUGGAGGAGCUCGUAAGAAGCUUUUGGAAGUUAGAGGAAGUGCCUUCACAAGAUUGUAACGGCGAAGAUGAAUGUGAGAAAAUCUUUUUGACCACACACUCCCGCACAAGGGAAGGGCGCUACAUGGUUCAUAUACCAUUUCAUCCUGACGCACCGGCUUUGGGCAACUCAUACGCCCAUGCUUUACGACAAUUUCAUCUUCUUGAACGACGACUAGCAGCGAAUUGUGAGCUCAAGAAAAAAUACAUUGCCUUCAUGCGCGAAUACGCGGACCUCGGCCAUAUGGAACCCGUUAGUCACAUUGGAGAUGGGGGGGUCAACUACUACAUCCCUCACCACGCGGUUCUGGAAAAGUUCCGCGUUGUGUUCAAUGCUUCAGCGCGGACCACGAGCGGCCUCUCACUGAACGACGUCCAGUUGGUGGGAGCCACGAUUCAAGAACCAUUUGUGAAUAUCAUCUUUCGUUUUCGGUGUUUUCGCGUAGCAUUAACAGCAGACAUCGAGAAAAUGUUCCGUAAAAUUCUGAUAACUCCCGAACAUAGGGAUUUCCAACGCAUUAUUUGGAGAGAAUCACCAGACAAUGACCUAGCAGUAUACCGUUUAACUACAGUGACGUAUGGGAUGGCUUGUAGCCCGUACAAUGCAGUUCGCGCACUCAAUCAAUGCAGUUAUGAUAACUACAACGUAGUCGCAGAUGGCCAUCAGUCGAUUGUUGCGCGAGAUGCGAUUCUGUCAUCAUUUUAUGUAGAUGAUUUUCUCAUCAGUUGUGACACUGAGGAUAAAGCAUUCGAACUCGCUGUCAAUGUGAGUGCGAUUUUGUCGGCCGGACAGUUCCUUUUACGAAAAUGGCAUUCUAAUAGUGGUGAGGUUGUAAGGCGUUUAAUUAGUAACAAUUCUUCAAUCGUAGAGUUAGCAAGUGAACCAUCGACGGCAACUGUGCUUGGUUUAAGCUGGGACCCAACAACAGAUGAGAUCUUUUUCAAAGCGAAUCUAAACCAGAACAUCGGAUGCCUCACAAAACGUCGGGUUUUAAGUGAGGUCGCCAAACUAUUUCAUCCUACUGGCAUGCUUGCUCCAAUUGUUAUUGCCGGGAAGAUAUUUAUUCAGAAGUUGUGGUCUGCUGGCUUAGAAUGGGAUGCACCACUCCCAGAUGCACUUCAAAAUACGUGGGUCUUAUUUUACAGAGAACUUGACGUUAUAAACCGUAUCCGUGUACCACGAUGGUUAGGUUUGGCUGAGGGUAAGACUACUAUGCUACUUGGGCUUUGUGAUGCAAGUCCACUUGCCUAUGGGGCUGUCCUCUAUACUAGGACAACAGACGGUGAAGGUCGGUCAACUGUAUCAUUGCUAACAGCUCGCACCAAAGUGGCGCCACUCAAGGGUGCAACGAUUCCUCGCCUAGAACUUUGUGCGGCACAUUUACUCGCAUCCACACUUGACAGUGUGCGGACUGCUUUACGUCUAACGGACACUUCUUAUCAUUUAUGGUCCGACUCGCGAAUCGUGUUAUGUUGGUUACGUAAACCUCCAACUACUCUCAAGCCGUACAUUUCCAAUCGUGUUCGUCACAUUCAAGAGCUGACAUCACCAGAUCGUUGGCAUUAUGUACGGUCUGCACAAAAUCCGGCAGACUGUGCCAGUAGAGGUAUCCGAGCAUCAGAACUGGUUGAACAUCAGUUGUGGUGGCAAGGGCCAAAAUGGCUUAUGGACAAACAGCUACCAAUUUCCUUUGGGAUCGAAUUAAAAGAUGACGAGCUUGACAUUGUACGUGGUGAACAGAGAGUGUCAUCAUUUGUAGCAACGACGGCCCACGCGAGCAUUCUUACAAUUCGACGCCUAGACGGCCAAAUAAUUCCAUUAAGCGAACGCUUUAGUUCAUUGCAAAAGCUUCUUCGUACCGUGGCAAUCGUACUUCGGUGGCUACCAGUUCGCCGACAUUUGCGAAGACUGAUCGUCAAUCCUACAGAAAUGGACGAUGCUCUUAACGUGCUAAUCCGAAACGAGCAAUAUACCUUUGCGACUGAUAUGUCUCUGAUUCGGAAGGGAUCGGAAAUAUCCAGCUCCAGCAAACUAAGGUCAUUGAACCCUUACAUAGAUUGUAACGACAUAUUGCGAGUCAGAGGUCGUAUUGGUCACGCUGACCUUCCAGAAGAUCGACGUUUUCUGAUAAUUUUACCGAAGCAUGGGAGUUUGAUGGCAUCCUUACCCAGGCAUCGCAUUACGGCAGCACGGCCAUUUAUAUCUUCAGGCGUCGACUAUUGCGGGCCUUUUACGGUGCGCAUCGGCACAAAAAGAUCGCGCACAACGAUCAAAACAUAUCUAGCUGUUUUCGUUUGCAUGGCGACCAAGGCCGUGCAUAUUGAAGUUGUUGAUGAUCUUUCAUCACCCGCAUUCUUAGAUGCAUUUACGCGAUUUAUAAGUAGACGAGGUCCAUGUCGAGAUCUCUAUAGUGACAACGGUACUACGUUCACAGGUGCUAACCGUUUGCUUAAAGAAGACUUGGCUGCUUGGCAGAACGACAACAACCAACAAAGUUUGGCGAAUCUCGGUACUCAUUGGCACUUCAUCGCUCCCAGCGCUCCUCAUCAAGGUGGUCUCUGGGAGGCUGCGGUAAAAUCUGCCAAAUAUCAUUUGGUGCGCCUCGUUGGAGCGCAGUCAUUAUGGUAUAGCCAACUUCAGACUUUGGCGACACGCAUUGAAGCAUGCCUAAAUUCUCGUCCGCUAACACCUAUAUACGAUGAUCCCGAUGAUAAGUUAGCGUUGACCCCUGCCGACUUUCUGGUUGGCGCUCCACUGGUUGCAGUCCCUGAAGCUGACAUCAGAACAAUUCCGUCCAACCGUAUUAAGCACUGGCUCUGGCUGCGUCAGAUACAUCAACAAUUUUGGCAACGAUGGAGCGAGGAAUAUUUAUCUACUCUUCAAACUCGAAACAAGUGGCAGACGAAAUCAAGGGACGCAAAGAUCGGAGACAUAGUCAUCGUAAGACAUGAGAAUUUACCACCAACAUAUUGGCGCUUAGGGCGCGUAACUGCGGUUCAUCCGGGCAGCAAUGGUUUAAUACGUAAUGUCACGCUUCAGACGGCGAACGGUAUGAUGACUCGUGCGGUACAGAAAUUGUGCCGGCUUCUGGACGCAGAGCAUUUUGAGGCCAGCGCCUCAACCGGGCAGGAUGUUCAGACUUCGUCCAAUCUGGCACCACCUUAA
This is a messenger RNA of Anastrepha ludens (Mexican fruit fly), 4533 nucleotides long. RefSeq lists its product as uncharacterized. The transcript has 3 exons. Gene Ontology annotation, molecular function: nucleic acid binding; zinc ion binding. NCBI's taxonomy places the organism in Eukaryota, Metazoa, Arthropoda, Insecta, Diptera, Tephritidae. Bases 1 to 4533 code for a protein of 1510 amino acids. The record is from RefSeq and is a predicted model, not a curated record. Gene Ontology annotation, biological process: DNA integration.